UGGUAAAGUUAAUUUACCACCUUUGUUAAAACCACCAUCAUAUUUGUUAAAUCUAUAUACUUCAUCAGAUUCUAUUGCAACUUCAUUUCACAAAAAUAUAAGAGGAUAUAAUAUCCUUUUGGCAUGCAUAUCAUUUGAAGCUAAUAUAAAUAAGGAAUUUCAAAAACAAGGAAUAUCUAACUUUCGAAUUCAUGGACAAGUUUAUCAUUGCAUUGGAUCAUUAUUGCCAGAAAAUAAUCAUUCCCCAACAUUUGCUCAAUUAUAUAUUUAUGCUACUGAACAUGAAAAUGAAAAUCAAAAAAAUAUUAUGCAAGAUUUAAAUCAUGAUAUUUUAUUAUAUUUACAAAAUAUGCUAGAUGAAUGCAAUCCAUAUAUUCAAAGUUUUUGUCAAGUAAGAAAUAUUAUUCUAUCAAAUAUAACUUCUGAAAUUUCAAUGAUAAUUCAUAGUGAUAGAACACAUAAUCUACAUCAUUAUAAUGCUUCUGCUUCUUCUGAAUUAGCUGCAAUUAUGAUUGGUGAUGGUCAUAAUAUAGAAUUAACCAAUCAAGAUAUUGUUCUUAGAUUACAUGAUAAAGGUUUACAAAGAAUAUCUGAAACUUAUCUAUCAUAUGAUCCAUUACAUUAUAUACUUUUAUUUCCAAAAGGAGAUGAUG
Funneliformis geosporum is the source of this 653-nucleotide messenger RNA. NCBI's taxonomy places the organism in Eukaryota, Fungi, Glomeromycota, Glomeromycetes, Glomerales, Glomeraceae. The record is from the annotation of a GenBank genome assembly.